Messenger RNA from Lolium rigidum, 5276 nucleotides. Its product is annotated as disease resistance protein RPM1-like. The transcript has 4 exons. Gene Ontology annotation, biological process: defense response to other organism. The record is from RefSeq and is a predicted model, not a curated record. Bases 2087 to 4816 code for a protein of 909 amino acids. NCBI's taxonomy places the organism in Eukaryota, Viridiplantae, Streptophyta, Magnoliopsida, Poales, Poaceae. Gene Ontology annotation, molecular function: ADP binding.
UGUCACCGACCGUCGACGCUCUCGCCCUCCUCCCUCGGUGGCCGGCAAGGGCGCGCGCGAAGAAAUCAGCCACCGUGUAUGCAUUCUAUUGCGGUGGUAAGACAUGCACGGAUGCACACAGGUCAGAACACUUGGUCAAGUGGAAAGAUCUGGACCUCCUAAUCUUGGGACGAAAUGACUUCAGCCAAGGAUUCAACGAGACGUUGGUGAUCUGGAGUGGCUCCUACAAGGACUUCAACAACUACCUGUAUGCAAGACACCAUUCAUUUGUCGAUCAUAAAACAGCUUAAAGACUGAACUUCUUGCCUCUUGGCAUCUGCUUGCGACGAGUGCAGGGCUCGAGGGAAGCGCACCGAAGGAGUUUGGUAACUGAAAUUAGCAAGAAAUUGAUGCAGUUUGUUUUGCCUUCCUGUUUGUUUUAUGGUAUCUUUUGGAAAAGCCAGAGUUUGCUCUAUCAAGUUCAGUUCAAACAUUGGAUUGUUGUUUUCAUGAAGAAAUGUUAUUUCUGCAGUUACAUUGAACAUAUCCAUGUUUCUUAUUACCGGAGAAACCGUGGCUGUGAACAUCUUAGUUGCAGAAGCUCUGAAGGAGUGGAUACUUAUUGACCUCUGAACCGUUGUACCUCCUGAAUCUGUAUGACGAGUCUCAACAUAACAAAAAAAAAAGACCAACAGGGGGGGGAGCCAUUUUAUUAAGAAAGAAGCGCCACUGCGCUCUCAGCCUCUGACCACUGAACCAAGAGCCCAUCCACCCUCAACAUAACAGGAUACGCUAUUGGUAAUUAUGCAUUUGCCUUUUCUUCUGGAUAUGGAAUUGAGAUAAUAAGUUGAUAUUUUCAUUUUAUGUAUCUGUGUUGUCAAUAAGUUUGUGAGUGAGCAUUAAUUAAAUCUGUAGAUUUCUCUGGUCUUAUCCUGUACAGUUGUUUGUAAAUGAAAGAUGUGAAAGCUAGUCAACUUCUCACAGAUAUUGAUAGAGGAACAAAAGGUCAGAAUACAAUACUCUAGCUGCAGUCCCUGUAUUGGAUUAUUCUUGGAUUUUAGUGCUUCCCAUUGUUUCAUACAGUGUACUUGUGUUUUUAUGUUUGAACAGAAAAUUGUAUGGACAGCAAUGAUGCUGGUCUGUACAGUUAUUUAUAUAUGAAAGAUGUGAAAAUAACUAACUUCGGGUAAGUAUGGCUGCUGAUCACAGCAUAAGACUCCUGCUGUAGUUUUCUUAUUUUAUUUUCUCGGAAAUUUUGGUGUGUCCCUUGUUAAUUGUUGUAUAGUUAUGAGGAUAAGAAGAUUUCAAACAUCAAACCGGACAAUCGUAUGUACACCAAUGAUGCUGGCGUGUCAUCAGAAGCAGACUGUAUACCGGGACCUAAACUUAAGUAGAUUCAGUAGAAGAUGAUAACUUUUAAGAAAGUCAAUUUCUUCAUGCCAAGAAAAUUUCUGGGCGAUUCAGCACCACACCACAAGUGAGGCUUCACUUCCACCCAAUUAAUCAAACGUUGAACUAUUCAAUGAUAGCUAAGUUUGGUCCUGCGACUUGCGUACUGUUCCUUGGAAAUUAGCAUAUGCAUCAUUGUCCAUAUCGCCAAUAAGUGAGCUGAAGUUCUAAGGUUCUCAAUGUUUGAAAAUAGUGUACUUAUUUUUGUGACCAGGAAAUGGUGUACAUGUUGAUAAGACUUCACCGCACAAGUAAGUACCAUGAAGCACAAUUGGCACAAGAAAUGCUAUAACACACCAUUCGAACUACUAGUCUGGCGCCUCUCAGCCAUUGCUAGAAGCACCCGAGCUCUGUAUAAGAAUAGCUCCUCGCUGCUGAUCACUGUUACUGCCGCUGAGUAGUGAACGAAGAGGAGAAGCAGAGCAAGCACCAGAAUGUGGCACAGGGUGAACAGGAAGAAGUGAAGUGGCGCGUAGAGGAAGGAAAACUCAUAUUGCGGUCAGUAUGACCAAGAACUGCAGCACCGGUGGAUGACCUACGACUACGAGCGAAGUUAUCUUAUCGCAUCGUACCCUCCUUUGUAGAAUACGUUGUUAAAAAACUCUGAAGACACACUGGUCACCUACUGGGCAGUCUAGCUGCAUCAAACUCGAAGCAAAUGGCUGAGGCAGUGAUUCUUUCGACUGUGUUAAAGAUUGGCGUUGCUCUAGGAAAUAAGGCAGUACAGCAGGCUAACUCUCAAUUCCAAAAGUUCAUUGCACAGCUAACAGAGCUUCAAGGCAGGAUGGGUCGCAUCAGAAGUGAACUCAGGCUAAUGCAUGGAUUUCUUUGCCGAGUGGACAUACGGAAUCUGAAGAAUCAGAACUAUGGAAUCUGGGUUCAAGAGUUAAGAAUGCUUGCCCACAAGAUUGAGGACAUUGUGGAUGAGUAUUUGUAUCUUACUGGUCAUAAACAUGAUACUAGGUGGGGUACCUAUCUGAAAAAAGGAUUCAAGCAACCAAAUGUGAUGCUUUCCUUAAACAGGAUUGCUAAGGAAGCAGAGGUCAAUCUUGCGUAUCUCUUCCAGGCUAAAGAUCGGUGGGUUACUGUGGUAGAUGGUGGGAACUCCAGCGACUCGAGUUACAUUGUUGAGAGAUCCCAACAUCUUGCAAGCAUUUCACGUUCCCUUGUUGAAGAAGAUCUUGUUGGGGUGGAUAAAAGUAGAGAAAAACUUGAGAAGAUGUUGGCAGGUGAUGAUUUGGAACGCUGUGUGAUAGCGCUUCAUGGAAUGGGAGGGCUUGGUAAAACAGCUUUGGCUGCAAAUGUCUACAAGAAGGAGAGAGGAAAGUUUGAAUGUCAUGCCUGGGUCUCCAUCUCUCAAACUUACUCCAUAAAAGAUGUUCUGAAGUACCUAAUAACUGAAUUGUACAAAGGGAGAAAUAGCACACCAGCUAACAUGGACCACAUGGACACUAAAGACCUUCAAGAUGAACUGAAGGCAUUCCUAGAUGACAAGAAGUAUUUGAUUGUACUGGAUGAUGUUUGGGAUCCGGAAGCCGUCAACGACCUAUUUCGAGCACUUGUUCAAAAUCAGAAGAGCAGUAGAGUACUUGUGACAACACGCAUAGAUGGUGUAGCUCACCAUGCUUUGCAAGACCGGAGAAUAACACUUGAAGCUCUGUCAAGAGAUCACUCAUGGGAACUCUUUUGUAAGAUGGGGUUUUCGAGAGAUACAAAUCACAAAUGCCCUAUAGAACUGGAAGAAUUAGCACAAGAAAUCGUUAGCAAGUGCAAAGGGAUACCUCUUGCAAUUGUAGCUGUUGGCAGACUCCUCUUCGUGCGCGACAAGACGAGAGAGGAAUUCAAGCGAAUACAUGACCAACUUGAGUGGGAGCUAGUUAACAACCCAAGCAUGGAACAUGUCAGGAACAUUCUUUACUUGAGCUAUAUCUACCUUCCAACACACUUGAAAAGUUGUUUCUUGUAUUGCAGCUUAUUCCCAGAAGACUAUCUUUUCCGCAGAAAAAAGCUUGCACGGUUGUGGACAGCAGAGGGUUUUAUCGAGGAGAGAGGUGCAAGCACAUUAGAAGAAGUGGCAGAAGGAUAUAUGAAGGAGUUGCUUCACAGAAACAUGCUACAACUUGUUGAAAGGAACUUAUUUGGUAGGAUAAAGAAAUUCAGAAUGCACGAUAUACUACGUGAAUUGGCAGUUGAUUUGUGUCAGAAUGAUUGUUUUGGUGUUGCAUAUGAGGAAGAGAAAUGUGGGGGAUAUCUUGAGAAAGAUGGACGCCGAUUGGUAAUACAUAAUCUAAAGAAGGACAUUGAACAAUCAAUUUCAAGUCUACAUCAGCUUCGAUCCAUCACUGCAUUGGAUGAUAGUAUGCCAUCACUCACUCUACUACCUCUGCUAUCUGAGAAGACAAGAUAUAUGACAGUGCUAGAAUUAGCUGGUCUGCCUAUCGAGAAGAUUCCAUAUGCUAUUGGGGAUCUUUUCAAUCUACGCCAUUUGAGUCUACGUAAUUCAAAAGUGAAGAUGGUCCCGGAGUCUAUUGAGAAGCUUUCAAAUUUGUUGACACUAGACCUGUAUAAUUCUGACGUACAUAAGUUGCCUAGAGGAAUUGUGAAACUGAAGAAGAUUAGGCACUUAUUCGCUCAGAAAAUCAUUGAUCCAUCUGCUAGAGUUCUCUUGUGGUCAAGUGGUGUAAGCGUCUCCAAGGGCCUUGGUAACCUAACAAACCUGCAGACACUACAAGCAUUGGUAGCAGAGGAUGAGUCUGUUAGACAGCUAGGGGAGCUGAGGCAAUUAAGAAGCCUAAGGUUAUGUAAUGUGAAAAGAGUAUACUGUGAAUGCCUCUGCAACUCUCUAGUUCAGAUGCAAUUUCUGUCCUUCCUAGAUGUGAUUGCAAGUGAUGGUAAUGAGGUUCUUUGGUUGAAUGCCCUCCCGUCGAAAGUGCAAAAACUAUAUUUGAGAGGACAAUUAGACAAAGAGACUUUCAAAGCCUUAGGCCAAAACUUGUACGAAUUGGGUCUAAAUUUAUCACAGCUGAUAGAAGACCCCCUUCCAUCCCUUUCUCGGUUGACAAAUUUGGCGGAGCUAUAUUUGAACAAAGCAUACUGUGGAAAGAAGCUGGCAUUUCUCAAGGAGUGGUUCCCUAACCUGAAGACCCUUCAGUUAAAAGACCUUCCUCAUCUGGACCAGCUAGAGAUAGAGGAAGGUUCCAUGGCGACACUGGAAAGAUUAUUCAUAGUCAACCUCAACAGCAUGACACAGGUCCCACCUGGCAUUGAGUUCCUUGUGACUCUCCAGUAUCUAUGCUUCUACGAAAUCACCCCGGGCUUUUUGACAUUGCUGCGCCAAUGUCCUAGAAUUGGCGGUAUGCGCCGAUUCUGGCAUACUUUUCGGGAUUGACUGCUGUUUCCUGGUCAAUAAAUGUGCAUGUCGGUGCAACGACAGAAGAAAAAUCUCUUCAUCUGAGGUUUCCAGACUCCAGCUGAUGCAUACCAUUUUCCACUGUGCUUCGCUUUUUGAGCCGCUACCUUUUGUUUUACGAAACAAAAAUGAACUACUAUUGGUGUUCUUGUGAAAUGUGUUUAUUUGUUUUUAAAUAGCAUUUCCCUUAUUGUAUGUCCGAGUCUUGUGGAGGAAGACGUAGCAUCCAUCUAGAUAUGCAUUGGUUGCUGUAGUUACUAGUGUCAGGAUUUGGAAGUGGAAAGGUUCGUCCCGGAGAAGGUUUUCCUCCUAGUUCCAAACAAGAGUUUCUUUCUUAGACUAGAAGUUGUAAUUUGACUCUAUAAGUCCAACCCUCGUUGAUCAAUUUGUAUACUAUAUGGCAUUUCUCUACCAAUAUACUUGUGACUGUUAUAUACUA